ACGAUCUUUCUUAUUUUAAGAUAGAUUUUGAAAUUUCUAGUUGUUUUUAUACGCAAACUAGAACUUUGUCUAUGUAAACACCUUUGCGUGUACUAAAGCGAUUUCGGUCGCGCAAAAUAUAUAUUCUUCGCGUACACGCUGCUUAUCUUCUUUUUAUUCAGACCGUUUUGUUUGUAAAGUUACAAUAAGAGGUUAUGUAUAUUCAAUACCGAGAAAAUAAAAUUAAAAAAUGCAUCAAUUACGACAAUUUGUUAGAUUUUAUAAAAGUCUGUGGAAUAGCAGCAAUCAAGCAUUGAUUUAUAGAACAACAAGAAAAUUGUCAACUACAAAUAAACCAAUAAUAAUUUUAGGCAUUGAAACAAGUUGCGAUGAUACCGGUAUUGCUAUUGUUGAUAGCAAUGGGAAAAUUUUAGGAGAAGCUCAUCAUUCACAAUUGGUGAAACAUUUAAUUGAAGGAGGUAUUAAUCCAACUACAGCAAGAGAUUUACAUAAAGAAAACAUUUAUAAUGUUUAUGAGCAAUGUAUAAAGUCUGCAAAUAUAGAAUUAAGUGACGUGGAUGCCAUUGCUGUAACACUAGAACCUGGUUUACCUUUAUCAUUGAUUGUUGGAAGAGAUUUAGCCCAACAACUAUCUCGCUCAUUUAAUAAACCUGUGAUACCUAUUCAUCAUAUGCAAGCUCAUGCCUUGAUGGCAAGAAUGAUUGAAAAAGUAGAAUUUCCAUUUCUAGUUCUUCUUAUAUCAGGUGGCCAUUGUUUACUAGCCUUUGCUGAGGCUGUUGAUCAAUUUAAAAUUCUUGGACAAACAACAGACGAUGCUCCAGGUGAAGCUUUUGAUAAGAUUGGUCGAAGCUUAAAACUAAUAAAUAUUCCAGAAUAUUCACAAAUAAGUGGAGGUCAAGCUAUUGAAUUAGCUUCACUUAAAGCUGACAACCCUGAUCAGUUUCAAUUUCCUCUACCUCUAACACAUUAUAGAGAUUGUAAUUUCAGUUUUUCAGGAUUGAAAAGUGCAGCUAAACGUUUCAUAAGUAUUGAAAGAGCAAAACAUAAUCUAACAGAAGAUGAGCUAAUUCCAAGUAUGAACAAUCUUUGUGCUGGUUUUUUACAAAUAAUUAUUCGGCACAUAUGUAUAAGAACAGAAAGAGCAAUGGAAUUUAUUGAGAAAAGAGAAUUAAUAUCCAAGAACAAGAAAACAUUGAUUGUAUCUGGUGGUGUAGCUUCAAACAACAUAUUUGCCAAAUGUUUAGAAAAACUUUGCUCCGAAAGAGGAUAUAAAUUUAUAAGACCACCUCCAAAACUCUGCACGGAUAAUGGGAUUAUGGUCGCAUGGAAUGGAAUUGAGAAAUAUAAUGCAGGUAUUGGAGUACUGAGAAAUCCAGAAGAAAUUGAUGCAAUUGAUAUCAGACAUAGAGCUCCAAUAGGAGAAAACUGGAGUAAAAUUUUAACAGAUGAGGGAAUAAAACGAAAAUGGAUAAAAAUUUAUUUACGAAACAUUAUAGGUAGAUAGCUAUUUAAUAUUCAAGUCAUACUGUACAUACUGUAAAAAUAUAAUAAACUUUUUACAACUAGCUGAUAAUAAUUAUAAUUUAAUUAUUGGUAAAAAUUUAAUGAAAACCAUCAAAUCAUUCACACAAGUACGGGAGCAUGUAA
This is a messenger RNA of Phymastichus coffea, 1647 nucleotides long. It is a transcript of the gene Tcs4, whose product is annotated as tRNA N6-adenosine threonylcarbamoyltransferase, mitochondrial. The transcript is spliced from 5 exons. Lineage: Eukaryota; Metazoa; Arthropoda; Insecta; Hymenoptera; Eulophidae. The coding region runs from base 230 to 1504 and encodes 424 amino acids. The record is from RefSeq and is a predicted model, not a curated record. Gene Ontology annotation, cellular component: mitochondrion. Gene Ontology annotation, biological process: tRNA threonylcarbamoyladenosine modification.